UCACCGUUUGCACUUUCUUGCCCAAAAUCCGCUGUCACUUUUUCUUCAUCAAACACCCAAUUCUUCCUAACUCCUAACAGACCUUUUCUUCCUAACUCCUCAUCAGUCCUCCACUUUCCAAAAUUCCAACCCCUCUGCUUCAAAGUUCAAACUCCCAACUCCUCCCACUUCCUCUCCUAAAAUGUCUGACGGAGGCUUACUAGUUCUCGACGGCACUCACCUCAGCGCCGCCGAUAUCAAACUUCCGGAUGAACUAACCGUCGAUAUCGCCGGCGAUCGAGUUCUCCAAAUCGCUGACUCCAGAGCUUUCGAUUGCCUACACUCUCUCUCAUUGCCAGAGUUUUUGAAAUCUUCUGCUCUUCAACGGCUUGAUUUCGAUUUUCGAGGUCAGCUGCUUGAUAGAGAGCAAGCUGAGCGUCUUCUUCGUGAUUACAUUGCUGCGAUCGCUGAUGAACUGAGAGAUGAACCACUUGUGGUAUCAGUUCUGGAUGGAAGCAUAAUUCGUCUGUUUUUAGAAGAUGAAGAUGAUUUUGCUAUGUUGGCUGAGAAUCUGUUCACUGACUUGGAUACAGAAGACGAUGGGAAGCUAAGCAAGUGUGAAAUACGAAAUGCCUUAGUUAAUAUGGGAGUAGAAAUGGGUGUCCCUCCACUUUCAGAUUUCCCUAUGGUGAAUGACAUAUUGAAGAAAUAUGGAGCUGAAGGAGAAGAAAAAUUAGGCCAAGCACAAUUUGCACAAUUACUUCAGCCUAUUUUGCAGGAUUUGGCAGAUGCUUUGGCUUUAAAGCAUAUCACUGUCAUACAGAAUGUCAAGAUAACGAAUGGUUCUAAGCUAAAAAAGCUCUUGGCUGACAAGAACCAAUUAGAUGAUGUAACAGAGAAGAUCUACCAGAAAACCAGUAAUUGUCAGAAAGAGCAAGGAUGUGCCGAAAUAAUUAGGAGUUACGUCGAGAACAAUGGGAAUGAGUUAGGUCUACCACCUUUAGAAGCCAAUGAAACAGUUAUUCUUCUGUAUGAUGCAAUGUUUUCAGAAAUAGACAACAAGAUGGGAGCCAAGGAUAUGGAGAAAACUGAACUUGGAGGUCUCGUGAAGCAGAUUCUCCAGAAAUUCGCGGUAGAGUUACAAGCCAAUCCUGUUUUCCAUGAUAUUGCCAAUUAAGUUGAAGAGGUAGGGAGCUUUGUAACUUUAUAAUGUGUGCAUGUAUAAUUGACCCCAUUGAAUAUCAUGUUUUCUAUGGUUAAUAAGAUUGGAUUUCGAUGUGAUAAAGCAUAGCGUAAUACAGAAUUUGUUACCCCAAAUCUGGAAGAAUAUAUUUAGGUUAUCUGCAUUCUGCAAGACUGCAGCAAAUUGAGUGAUUGGCCAAUAUAUGGUCUCCCUGCCAGCUGCGAUAAUGUGUAUAUGGUAUGGUGGUAGUCUGUUUUUCAAGGAAACAUUCCGCUUUAAUUCAUUUAUAUUAAUGGUUAAUUAAGGUUCUGCAUGAA
Spinacia oleracea (spinach) is the source of this 1479-nucleotide messenger RNA. RefSeq lists its product as uncharacterized. Gene Ontology annotation, molecular function: calcium ion binding. NCBI's taxonomy places the organism in Eukaryota, Viridiplantae, Streptophyta, Magnoliopsida, Caryophyllales, Amaranthaceae. The transcript has 4 exons. The coding region runs from base 182 to 1156 and encodes 324 amino acids. The record is from RefSeq and is a predicted model, not a curated record.